Manihot esculenta (cassava) is the source of this 1470-nucleotide messenger RNA. RefSeq names its product gibberellic acid methyltransferase 2. Gene Ontology annotation, molecular function: S-adenosylmethionine-dependent methyltransferase activity. The record is from RefSeq and is a predicted model, not a curated record. Lineage: Eukaryota; Viridiplantae; Streptophyta; Magnoliopsida; Malpighiales; Euphorbiaceae. Gene Ontology annotation, biological process: methylation. The coding region runs from base 258 to 1439 and encodes 393 amino acids. The transcript is spliced from 3 exons.
AUAAAAUUAUUAAGUGUGAUCGGCCCCCCCAUGAUUCCUGUGCUGUAAAGUACUAACGAUAUUAAUCGUAAAGGGGAGGCAGUCUGGACGUACGAAACUGGAAACUCCCGAAAUCUCUCCUACUUUUAGUUUCUGGUUGCCUUUGUGGGAUCUUUAUCAUCUGCUGGCUUCUGUUGAUUCCCAUGUGGGCAACCCACCGAUCUCGAUUCUUGAUUCUCUCCCUGUUAAUUUGAGAGAAUACAAAGAAAUCCAGGCAGAUGGAUUCAUCCCAAGAGCACCCCACUAGCUGCUGCAUUACCAAGGAGACAGGAGGAGCUCUUCACAGAGUCUUGUGUAUGCAAGGCGGAGACGACGAUAGUAGCUAUGCAAAAAACUCAGAAGCGCCUGCAUCUGCUAUCAGCUUAUGUAGACCUUUGCUUUUAAAAGCUAUUCAAUCCAUGAAAGUUUUCUUCAGUAACAAGGACGAAGCUGAGUCUCUAAGGAUUGCAGACUUGGGUUGUGCAACUGGGUACAAUACUUUAGCUACAAUAGAUAUGGUGGUGGAUGCUUUGAGACAGCAAUACAUUAACCAUUGCGGAUUUGAGCCUGAAUUCGAGGCCUUCUUUUCUGAUCUCCCUUCCAAUGAUUUCAACUCUUUGUUUAGAUCAUUGAGCAACAUUGCUGACAAGAAAACGAAGCAGUACUACGCUGCUGGGGUGCCUGGAUCUUUUUACACUCGUCUCUUUCCUAGAGGGAAGCUUCACGUCGCCGUUAGCUUAAGUGCCUUACACUGGCUUUCUCAGAUACCGGACGCUGUUUUGGAGAAAACAUCAGCAGCCUGGAACAAAGGAAGAGUGUGGAUUGAUGGAGCAAAAAAGGAAGUAGUGGAAGCAUAUGCGAAACAAUCUGAGAAAGACUUGGAGGAUUUCUUGAGCUGCAGGAAAGAAGAAAUGGUGCAAGGAGGAAUGCUGUUUUUGCUGAUGGGAGGGAGGCCUGCGUCUCAGCAGCCUGAGAACCAGCUGGGCGAUCCAGACUCCAGAGCCAAGCAUCCCUUCACCACUUCCCUGGAUCAAGCUUGGCAAGAUUUAAUAAACGAAGGCUUGAUCGACGAGGAGACGAGAGAUGGGUUCAACAUUCCGGCGUACAUGAGGAGCAUGGCGGAGGUGGAGAGGGCAAUAAAGAGAUGCGGUGGGUUUGAGAUAGAAAGAAUGGAAUAUAGCAGAAUAGUGGAGCAUUCAUUGGAGAAGCAAAAGCAAUGGAUGAGGGAUCCCAUUUCCUACGGCAGAGCCAAAGCCAACUUAGUACGUGCCACCCUAGGGCCCAUUGCUGAGGCCCACCUUGGUCCCUAUCUCUCUCAUCAACUCUUCAUCCGCUUCCAAAAUCGGGUUUCUUCUGAUAUUGCUCUUCUCCAUAAAACCUGUUAUUAUGGUGUUAUUGUUGUGUGUGCCAUCCGAACGUGACACGUACUAUAAUGCACAAAAGUUUCAUCCA